AGUUCUCAGUUUGUAUUUUUUUUUCUUAUAGUGUCUGUCCGUACGUCAGUCUGCGCUUAACCUCAGUGACCGUCAGCACAAGAAAGCUGAAAGGCCGACAAAGUGCAAAAUUAAAAAGUGUAAAAAAAUAUUGUCAGGAAACCCUGUAAAAGGUGAACAUGUAAAGUGGAUCUGAUUAUGGAAACUCUAAGACAUCAAGGGCAAUUCUCAGACAUUUUAGGCAUACAUGGGGUAAAACUUGAUACCCAGAUGUAUGUCUGAUAACACUAUGAAGCGAUGAAGAUAUGGAGCUGACCUGAAGAUGGAGAGGAGUAAAUGAAGAAGGAACUCUGCAACUUACCGUCUAUCAGUCAUCAAGUAGUGUUCCGACCUCUUACUCAAGAACUUGCCAGGCGAGGACAUGAAGUCACGGUCAUCACACCAGAUCCUGUCUUCACAAAUGGAGAAGCACCAGCUAAUCUUACAGAAAUUGACGUCCACUUUACUUACGAAGACUGGAAAACGUUUUAUGACACUACUUCGGGCGAUAAUAAUGAUCUUUUAGAACAAUUGCAUACAGCAUAUAUAUUGAUAGAUCGGAUAUUUGAAAUUCAGAUGAAGGUGGAUAAAGUGCAAGAAAUAUUGAAAGAACAAAAGUUUGAUUUGCUUUUACUAGAAGCUUGUGCGAAACCCGCUUUGGUUCUAUCACACAUUUUCAAAGUGCCGGUAAUUCAAGUGUCAUCGCUUGGUCCAAUUUUCUUUAAUUCAGAUAUUGUUGGGUCGGCCUGGCAUCCUUUGCUGUAUCCGAUUAAUUUUAGUCUUAAACUGAACAAUCUGGAUCAGUGGGACAAAUUAAUGGAGUUGUGGACAUUAUACAGAAUAGUCACUGUGAUGCAACAAGUGGAGAAAGUAGAGGAUGAAACGGCUAAAAGAUUGUUUGGACCAGAUGUACCACCGAUGAGUGAAUUGAAAAAUAAUGUUGACAUGUUGUUUGUUAAUAUUCAUCCUCUGUGGGAUACAAAUCGUCCAGUCCCUCCCAGUGUUAUUUAUAUGGGUGGUUUGCAUCAGAAACCUCAAAAGGAGUUGCCUACGGAUCUCAAAAGUUAUUUGGACUCCUCAAAGAAUGGCGUGGUAUACAUCAGCUUUGGAACAAAUGUCAAACCGUCACAGUUACCUGCAGAGAAGAUACAAAUACUGGUCAAAGUAUUCUCUGAGCUACCUUACGAAGUGCUGUGGAAGUGGGACGAAGAUGAGCUCCCCGGACGUACUAGCAACAUUAAGAUAUCCAAGUGGCUGCCACAGUCAGAUCUAUUGAGGCAUCCUAACAUAAAGGUGUUCAUAACACAAGGAGGUUUACAAUCAACUGAUGAAGCUAUAACAGCAGGAGUGCCUCUGAUUGGUGUUCCAAUGCUAGGCGACCAAUGGUUCAACGUCGAAAAGUAUAUAACACACGAGAUUGGAGUCAGGCUUGAUAUAGAAACGUUGACGGAGGAAGAAUUUAAGAAUGCUAGAACUGAAGUUAUUGAAGAUAAAAAGUAUCGUGAGAACAUAAAAAAAUUCAGCGAAAUAGUCCGUGACGAGCCAAUGCCACCGUUGGAGCGUGCGGUGUGGUGGACGGAGCACGUGCUGCGUCACGGCGGCGCGCGACAUCUGCGCUCUCCCGCCGCCAACAUAUCGUGGACGCAGUUCCUCGAACUAGAACUAGUUCUUACUGUACUAAGUGUUGUCUUAGGUUUUGUUUUAUUAUUGUCAUUUCUACUUUAUUACUCUUACAUGCAUUUGGCUAUAAGUCCAAAACAGAAGCUAAAAGACAAUUAGUUAAAUCGAUUUAUUCAUAUGUAUAUGUAUGUGUAUAUGUUUUUGUAUCUCUAGUACAUUGGCAAAACUGUGAUAAGCUUUUGAGCGUAAUAAAAAAUAUAGAGUAAUCUA
Messenger RNA from Helicoverpa zea (corn earworm), 1908 nucleotides. RefSeq names its product UDP-glycosyltransferase UGT5-like. The record is from RefSeq and is a predicted model, not a curated record. The transcript has 7 exons. Lineage: Eukaryota; Metazoa; Arthropoda; Insecta; Lepidoptera; Noctuidae. The coding region runs from base 316 to 1797 and encodes 493 amino acids. Gene Ontology annotation, molecular function: UDP-glycosyltransferase activity.